AUGUUUCCAGCACAUGCCCACCCAAUGAGAGAAAGGCUGGGAACAGGAAAGGUGAACGCAAGCAAACUGCACUUUCCUCUCAGGAACCCCAAGCUAUCUCGAAAAUCAAGAGCAAACAAGAAUCCAACGCACUGGGGGCUUCUGGCAGACGCAGGAGCUGUGAAUCCUGGUCUUCCUCAGGGUUGGACGGAAAUGAAGGAUCCGAUCACGCAUCAAUCCUACUACUACAACGCGGAUAACAGCGUGGCAACUUGGACAAUCCCUCAACCUGAUAUGAUUUCUACCAUCAAAGAGUGCAAAGAUAACGACAUCCACACUUCUUACACGAGCUGUGAUGAGUCAACCUCGACGAGGUCUCUGACGUACUUCUAUUCCGCUCUUUGCAAGAAAGGAAAGGCACUCCCUCCUACAGUUGUUAAUCUCCCGUGCAACAUCACAUGCAACGCCGGACAAUACCUGCCACUGGGCAAGCCCACUUGUUCACCGUGCGAACCCGGUACCUACUCUAUUGGUGGAGGAGAAAAGUACAUGAACUGGGAAUCUUUCCCUCCUGGGUUUUCCACCAGCUGCAAAUUUCAGUUGGAAGCAGACAACGACCAAACCUGCAAUGGGUGGGUUUUGAAUGGUACAUAUAUUCAUUCCGGGGAGCUCCGCGGAAAGCGUCUUGUUGAUUCAACCCUGACAAUGAAAGUGGAGCUCAUAAGAAGUGGAUCUGUCACGUUCGAGUAUAAGGUUGAUGCUGAACGCCGCUGGGAUGGUCUAUACUUCGCGGUGGAUGGCGAGACAGUGAUGCAAAUGGAUUCCUACGAAUUCAAGUACACCCAGUUCACCUGGCCACUUGCAGCUGGGCUGCACACUUUGCAAUGGGUUAUUGGAAUGCAAUACAACACGGAAACUUGCUCAGUCUGCCCAAAGGGACACUACAGCCCCCCUGGAAGUGCUGAGUGCCUUAAGUGUCCAGUCAAUACAUAUGCUGACAAAUCCGGGACGGCUUCUUGCUUGCCGUGUAAUCCAGUUGGAGGCCAUGACUCUGCUAAAUACUCACUUCCCGGAGCUGUCCAGUGCAAGCCCGCCAAGCCCUGUGUGGAGACCGACAUUUUGGUCACCUAUAGUGAAUGCAAUAAUGGAAAGCGUACGAAGCAUGAGUCUUACGUGGAGCCUAAGAUAUGCAGUGGUGGUGUCCAACCUAAGCCAGACAAGGAGGUCGAGUGUUCUCCAUGUGAUAGGGGAGAAUAUCGCCAGGGAGCUGUGUGCAAUUACUGCCCAGCGGGCAAGUACAAUCCCAAUCCAACAAGGAGUGGAAUCGAUGUCUGCAAAUCAUGUCCUAAAGGCUUUGUUGCAUUGAAGCUACGAUAUUACGACCAGCAAUUCACCCCUGCGAUGUUCAAACGCUACCUUGAAAGAGGAGAAAUGCAAACGGGUUGCGCGAAUGGCUUUUGUGCACAGAAUGGCUGGCGAGCGCUGGGAUCUAGUUUAGACACUGGGGUUGGCAAUGGAGAUGUUGCAGAUAUUUGGCUUUCAGUGCGUGUUGUGUUAGAGACUACAGGGCAGGUGUUCUUCAACUACAGGCUACCAGUGGAUUUGAGAGUCGCUUCACAUUCGCUGCUGAUGUCGAUCGUAUGUGAUGGGCUAGAGGGGAAGCUUAGAUGGAUUUCAGAACGCGAGUACUCGUGGAUGGAAGGCGAUGCCAACUCGCAGGCUGCAAAAGAGGACAGGGCAGUGAUCGAUUCUAUUGUGGUCACUGGCGUCCAAGACGGCGGAGCCAUUGAAUGUGUCGCUUGUCCGCCCGGCUUUGUGUCAGAUGAGCAGGCCUCCAUCUGUGCACCUUGUCCCCCUGGGCAAUUCGCUGCGGGCGGAGGAUCCUCGUGUGCACCUUGUACAGCGGGAACUUUCACUGCCACUCCAGGAUCGAGCUCCUGCAGAUUGUGUGGGCAUGGAACCUUCAGCCACAUCGGCGCCGCUUCCUGCGAUGUCUCACCAACUAACUGCCGGUACACGGUUGAUGACGAGACCAUCUACGACCUUGGAGAAUUAGCGCGAGUUGGAAAGCCAAUGUGGGGGCCAGUGGUGGACAGCAACAACAGCAUGAACUAUUACAUCAACAUUUGUAGUCAAAGCCAUGCGAAUGGAACUUGCGCGGGGAGAGGAGGAGACGCUGCCAGAUCAUUUGCUUGUCAAGAGAGCACGCUCUUCGACGAUUUCAAUGACAAUGCUUUUGCUGUGAGUCGACUUCAUGUGUUACAAUCUGAUCAAGUUCCUGACUGCAACGAUAGCCUCGGUGAUACCAUGGCAUUUUACACCCUACCGCAACGACCUCGCAAUGGGUUAAUGGUUUCUAUACAGGGUGGAGAAAAGUGUUGGAAUGGAGGCACACGAUCGUUGAACAUCACGAUGUACUGCGACCCUGAAGCUGGACCUGGCUUUCCAUCUCUCAUUCCUGGAAUGCCAGUCGAACAGAAGAAAUGUGGAUAUGCUUUGCAAUGGCGAUCGCAGUAUGCUUGUCCUUUGUGCACAAAUGAAGACAUGCGAACACUGCCUGGGGAAUGCUCAGUCACUGGAAAGAGACCAGUGCACAUGGUGUGGAAAGAACCCAAGGUUUGUCAUGGUGGACUGGAUCUCCCUGAAGUGAUCUACGAAGAUUGUCAAGCUGUCUUGCUUGACAAGUCAAAGGUGACAAUGAUCAUCGUAUCGGGGGUCUCGGUGUUUGGAAUCCUCUUAACAGGAUUGAUAUAUCUAUACUUCCGCAACAGGAAGAUAUAUAGGGAGUACAGCGUGUUGAAGGAACAGAACGAAGCAGAGAUCGAAUUGGACAGAAUGGCUGGUUUCUCACUGGACGAAGAUCACUGA
Molecule: messenger RNA, 2847 nt
Organism: Guillardia theta CCMP2712
Lineage: Eukaryota; Cryptophyceae; Pyrenomonadales; Geminigeraceae
Exons: 30
Coding region: 1-2847 (948 amino acids)
Molecular function (GO): protein binding
Source: RefSeq, a predicted model, not a curated record